Molecule: messenger RNA, 918 nt
Organism: Fraxinus pennsylvanica
Lineage: Eukaryota; Viridiplantae; Streptophyta; Magnoliopsida; Lamiales; Oleaceae
Source: the annotation of a GenBank genome assembly
AUGAGGGAUUUGAGCUACAAUCUCAUAUCUGUCCUUCGAGGAGGCCUUGCGCCGGAGCUUCCAGUGGUGGUGGAGAUUAAGCGAAAUUGGUCAGUUUAUUUCACACUGGAAAUUAAGGGUUUAGGGUUGGGUAGUUCUCUUGAGAAGGAAUGUUGUGAGAAUGGAGGUGAUGAAUUCCAGCUAGUCAAUUUAACGGUGGUGUUUGCCACAUCGUUGGGCCGCUCGAUUUGCCGAAGAUCUGAAUCUUUAUCCCCCACCUCUGUCGCCGCUGCCGCUGCUACGUCCGUCGUCAACCAGCAUAUCCGCCGCCUGCAUUUCUCUUCUCCCGCGCUCCCCACGUCCUUUCAUGACCAUCUACCCUAUGGUUACUCGAGUCCUUUAACAAUGCGCGUUGGGAGUACACGUUCAUUCAGCGAAGAUGUUGCACAUACACCUAUCAUAAAAGACCUUGAGAUCGAGAGGGCAUUCAAGGACUUAAUGGCCACAAACUGGGAUGAGCUCCCACCUGCUGUAGUCCAUGAUGUAAAAAAGGCGCUGUCCAAGAAUUCUGAUGACAAGGCUGCCCAAGAAGCCCUGACCAAUGUUUUCCGAGCAGCAGAGGCAAUUGAAGAGUUUUCAGGUAUUCUCAUGUCACUGAAGAUGGAAAUGGAUGAUGCCAUUGGGAUGAGUGGCGAGGAUGUGAAACCCAUGCCAGAAGAAUAUGUAAAGGCAAUGCGUACAAUCUUUGAUAGAUAUGUUGCUUAUUUGGAUGCAUUUGGGCCAGAGGAGAGCUAUUUGAAGAAGAAAGUGGAGAAUGAGUUGGGAACAAAGAUGAUAUACUUGAAAAUGAGGUGCAGCGGCCUUGAUUCUGAGUGGGGAAAGGUUACUGUCCUUGGAACUUCUGGAAUCUCUGGUUCUUACAUUGAGCAGAGAGCAUAG